AUGGGCGCCGCCACCCCGCACCCGCCACCACCACCACCACCACCAUCGUGCCCGUCGAAGAGCAGCGAAGAGGAGCAGAGUAGGUCCCCUCCACGUCGCUACGUCAGUCGCUCGCUGUCGCUCGCUCGCAGUCGGUUCGCCCGUGUCAACGGGGGUUAUCGCGCGCGCGCGUGUGUGUGGUGUGUGUGGUGUGUGUGCGCGCGCGUCGUCGCACCUCCUCUACAUGUUUCGGUCGCGUCGUCGACGUCGUCUCGACCUCGGCUCUCGAGAUCUCGUCGGAUAAACGGCGGGCGAGGCGUCCCGUUUCGCGCGUGGACCUGCAAAAACGAUCGGAGACGCACACGUUUCGGCCGCGACGCCGAAUUUCCACGUCGCGCUCGCGGUACUCCCUCACGUUCAAUAAUGAGGGACAUGGCAGGUAAGAUCGCCGAGUUGAAGUUCGAGGCACCCCUCGCGCGCUUCGAGGAGGAGGACACCGCCAGCCUGAAGAACAUGAACCUCCUGACAGAACAAUUAUUGGACGCCAGCCUGGACACAAGUUUCAGCGAGAAUUGUAACGCGAAUGAGCCGCCUACGACACACGAGAAUGGCACCGACAUCCUCCAGGAAGGAACGUUCAGCCCGUUCAGCGGUAGCCUCGAGGACCUCGUCAACACCUUCGACGAGAAGAUCACGUCCUGCUUCCGCGAUUAUGGCACUGACGUGGAAUCGUUGGCUCCGGUACAGGUGCGAACGCAAGAGGAGAUUAUGAACGAGUGCCAGAUGUGGUGGACGAUCACCGGAACUUUCGGGAAUAUAUUACCCAUCGACUGGAGCAAAUCCUACGCGCGGAAAAUGCAUAUGCCCGCUUUGAAUCUGAACGAAGCACCCGCUUCUACGGAGAGACCUGAACUAGAGGAUUUGAGUAGCGAAGACGAAGCAGUCGCCACAGAUUUGGACAUGCAUGCUUUAAUCUUAUCCAGCAGUACUGAUACUCACAGUCCGGAAGAGCCGAUGAAGACCGCCGAGGAAGUUCUUCGCGAGAUAGAUGACAUAAUGCAGGAAAGUCCGUCAAUGGAAAGAUCGCCGGAUUCAGAGGGUUCUUUAUUGGACAGCGACGAAGCUUUGGAAAGGAGUAGAGAAGUACUUGGAUCACCACUUCAUGAAAAAAAAUUAAAACAGCUUUCCUCCAGCCAACUGACUGAACUUUUUGGAGAAAUGGAAUCCUUGGUUGCGGCUUUGAGCGAAACACUGAUCGCCGAGCUUGCGCUUCGGGACGAAUUGGAAUACGAGAAGGAACUCAAAAACCAGUUUAUUUCUUUACUGUUGGCUGUGCAAAACCGACGUCGGCAGCAUCAUGUUACAAAGAAGAGAAAUCAAAUGCAGAAUGGUACUAGUCCGUUGCCGCAACAUAGGUCUUUGCAGGAGCCGAAGUACCUGACGACCGUUAUUCCAUAUCAUACAGACAGUGGUCCGCCAGACAAUCAAGCUUUGCAAGUACUUAUCAAAAUAUUAAAGGCCAUUAGCGAGGAUAGCCCGACAGUACCUACUUUGCUAACGGAUUAUAUACUCAAAGUGUUAUGUCCAACUUAAGGCAGAAUAUGUGGAAAAAAAAAAUGAAAUGUCAACAAAAUACCAUGUGCUCUCUUCUUCUUGCCAGUACGCUUUCAGCCGUCAUUGUGCCGCAUAUUAUUGCGUAACUAUAGCUUAUAAGUUGUACUUCAGUCACACUCGAUUAUUAUAUUGGCUGUAGAAGUAGAUAAGGUCUCCGAUAUUCUAUCUAGUCUUAAUUUAUACAUUACGAUAUGUAUAUUACUUGCUUAAGGUAUCAUAAGUAUAUAUUUUUAAUAACUCGUAUAACAUGUAUUAUUGACUCGCGUAAAUCGUACGUCAUUUUCUUACAGUUUUCAUAUUUAUAUUGUACCAUGACUCAUAUCAAUUCAUUCAGUUUUUUGUAUAUUUUUUCUUGUACAUAAGAAUCCCGAGGGAAAGCUUUCAUGCAGAGUCAUCGCAAAGACAGCACAGAGCUCCUUAUCUAGGAUCUUACAAAAUGCUACUUGUGUAGAUCGGUUUCUAUUUAAGGAAUUCGAAUUAGUGUACAUUGUUGUAAUACUAGCCUAGUAUCUAGAGAUACUUGAUUCACCGAUAUAUCAGCUCAAAGAGUGAAAAUCUUGCAGUGACGGUCAUUUAAAUCACUUGCCCCACCAUACAAUAAUAAUGUAAUUGUUCUCACGCAACGCGCAAAAACUCGGGACACUGUGUUUAUUAAAGUAAAAAAAAUAAAUUAAACGACCUCAUUGCUCUCGGA
Molecule: messenger RNA, 2287 nt
Organism: Wasmannia auropunctata (little fire ant)
Lineage: Eukaryota; Metazoa; Arthropoda; Insecta; Hymenoptera; Formicidae
Gene: Unc-76
Product: fasciculation and elongation protein zeta-2
Exons: 10
Coding region: 1-1572 (523 amino acids)
Cellular component (GO): axon; cytoplasm
Source: RefSeq, a predicted model, not a curated record